GCCACUUUAUCAUUUCCUGGCGAAUCAGAGCCACCUAAUUAAAGGCGAUCCCGCUCUCCGUUCCCCACUUCUGUGCACAUCCCUUUUCCGUCGAAGGAGACGCUCUUCUUCGCUUCUGCUCUCUCUAUAUUCUCUCAUCUUCCAAUAUCUCUAGGUUCAGCUUUCCUUCCCUGAGAAGAAUCAAACAUAAUGGUGAGUUGUUCUUUUCCCCACCUUCAUGUUCUUUUUUUCUUCUACGAUUUCAGCUCUGCUUUCCUAGGGUUAUUAUUCAUCUUCGAUUUCUGCUGGAUUAUGAAUCUCUCUGCGAGGCCGUGCUUCCGUUAGGGAAUAUUUCUUUCGAUCUGUGCUCGAUCUGGCUGUCCCGAACCUGAAUUUCGCCCAAACUUCGUCAUUUAUGCCGCUCCCUGCCGUUUCUUCAGCAAAUGCAGCAUCUGGGAUGGCAGUCCAUGACGACUGCAAAUUGAAAUUCUUGGAGCUGAAGGCAAAAAGAACCUAUCGCUCCAUAAUUUUCAAGAUCGAGGAGAAGCAAAAGCAAGUUAUUGUGGAGAAGCUUGGUGAUCCAAGUCAAAGCUACGAGGAUUUUGCUGCUAGCAUCCCUGCUGAUGAGUGCCGCUAUGCUGUUUAUGAUUUUGACUUUGUCACGGUGGAGAACUGCCAGAAGAGCAGGAUAUUUUUCAUUGCAUGGGUCUCCUGACACAGCGAGGGUGAGAAGCAAGAUGAUUUACGCGAGCUCGAAAGACAGGUUCAAGAGAGAGCUCGAUGGAAUUCAGGUAGAGUUGCAAGCAACUGAUCCUACGGAGAUGGGGCUUGACGUGUUCAAGAGCCGUGCAAACUGAAGGGGGACCUAUACAGGAUCAUCCCAGAGUGGCUUGUUGCCAUUCAGGAUUUGCAUCUAAUGGGCGUGAAAUGUUUAUAUUUUGGUGAUGAGUGGAGAGUUUUAUGAUACUGAGUUUCAGAGUUUGAUCUGCUGAUCUAAAGUCUUUUUUUGUUCAUUCGAAGCUGCAUACUGACAUUGGCUACAUUUUGUUAUUUUGUGAUCCAUAGAACCUCUUUGUGUCUGAGUGCAUUUCUUGUAGUUGUAUGUCUACGGGCUAAUCUGUAACUGGUUGUUUGUGGAGGGGUGAGUUGAAAGGUGGACAAGUGCUGAACCAUCCAUUCUACUACCUAGGUUGCUGAGGGGGUGCCUCAUAGCCUGCAGUUAUCAAGUCUUCUCUUGCUAUGCACUACUGUUACUAUAAGAUUUACUUGUGAAAGGUAUGGUUCUCUCACAUGCAUUCUGUUCCUUCUUUGGCUCUUAGACUUGGCAAUCAGGUUGGGCUGGGAAUAUCGGGUUGGGUUGUCAUGGGUCGGGUCAUGUUGGGUAGGCUGAUUUCAAAUCAAUAUUGACACAAUCCAUCGGAUUUUGGGUAAGGUUUCGG
Linum tenue is the source of this 1418-nucleotide messenger RNA. The record is from the annotation of a GenBank genome assembly. Lineage: Eukaryota; Viridiplantae; Streptophyta; Magnoliopsida; Malpighiales; Linaceae.